AUGUCUGAAGAUUUCGCGGUUCCUGCAAAUCUGACACCUAUUGAAACAAGAACGACUAAGGUUCAUAAUGGUGUUACUAAGGCCACAUUUGCUGUUAAGACGGGCUUUGCCCAGAAUUUAAAGAAUGGUGUAAUCAUGGAUGUUGUCAAUGCUGAUCAAGCUAGAAUCGCAGAAGAAGCAGGUGCAGUUGCUGUGAUGGCAUUGGAACGGGUGCCAGCUGAUAUCCGAAAAGAAGGCGGAGUAUCACGUAUGUCUGAUCCAAAGUUGAUCAAAGAAAUUAUAAAAGCUGUUACUAUUCCAGUAAUGGCCAAAGUACGAAUUGGUCAUUUUGUCGAAGCGCAGAUAUUGGAAGCUAUUGACAUAGAUUUUAUUGACGAAUCAGAAGUUCUUACCCCAGCUGACGAGCAGAACCACAUAAAUAAACACAAUUUCAAGAUUCCUUUCGUAUGCGGUGCAAAAAAUCUAGGCGAAGCGCUUCGUCGAAUUUCUGAGGGUGCCGCUAUGAUACGCACUAAAGGGGAAGCAGGAACAGGUAAUAUUGUAGAGGCUGUCCGUCACAUGAGGACUAUUAAUAGCGAAAUUAGGAAAGCAUCUGCCAUGAGCGAUGAGGAAUUGUACAGUUAUGCCAAAGAAUUACAAGCACCCUAUCAUUUGUUGAAGGAAACAGCCAAAUUAAAAAGACUUCCAGUUGUGAAUUUUUCUGCAGGUGGUGUUGCAACACCAGCUGACGCUGCAAUGAUGAUGCAACUUGGUUGUGACGGCGUGUUCGUUGGUUCUGGGAUAUUCAAAUCUGGUGACCCAGCGAAACGAGCCAGAGCAAUCGUACAAGCAGUUACUCAUUACAACGAUCCUAAAAUUCUGGCCAGUAUAUCAGAAGAUAUAGGCGAUCCCAUGGUUGGAAUUAAUAUAGAUACCUUACCAGUAAAUCAAUUAAUGGCCAGGAGGG
Messenger RNA from Acaulospora morrowiae, 946 nucleotides. The record is from the annotation of a GenBank genome assembly. Lineage: Eukaryota; Fungi; Glomeromycota; Glomeromycetes; Diversisporales; Acaulosporaceae.